Pararge aegeria (speckled wood butterfly) is the source of this 7884-nucleotide messenger RNA. RefSeq names its product mucin-5AC-like. The record is from RefSeq and is a predicted model, not a curated record. Lineage: Eukaryota; Metazoa; Arthropoda; Insecta; Lepidoptera; Nymphalidae. The transcript is spliced from 14 exons. The coding region runs from base 1 to 7884 and encodes 2627 amino acids.
AUGCGAGGCGUGUGGUGGAGCGCAUUUGCGCUACUGCUGCUAGCGUUGGCGACCAGCGCCAUUCGAUCCGCGCAGGAAGAAGGCGCUACACGCAUAAACAGGCGACUUCCGAACUCCAGCAGAACUCCUGCUAGUACAAAUAAACCAGAAGAUGUAGAAUCAACACCCAGGAUGAAGCUCUCAAGGAGAGGCGAGCGGCAUGAACUAGUUACACCACGUGACAUUACCCGAACCAGGCAUAGAAGUAAGUCGUCUGAAACCACUACCCCAGGUGCACCAGACCUAUCUAAUAAUCAAUCUGAAAAAACAGAGCGCUUUGACUCAAGAAGAACAAAUAUUCGGACACGCAAUAGGCCAGUAGUGAACGAAGAAAAUUUUGAUACUACAAUAAACAGGGAUAAUCAAAUAAAAAACAGAUCUCGACAACCCAGUAGGCAGCCGACCACUACAACGACACAAGCUUCCUUAACUGACUCUUCACCUUUCAAUGUUGGGACUGAAAUGAAGGUGGCAGAUUUAACUGCUAAUGAAUCAUCUAAAACUGUAGCUAAAGAAACAGUUGCACCAACAAGCGCUAGCAGAGAGUUUAGAAGAAGAAGUUCUUCGGGACAGACUACUGAAUUAAUAACUCCAACGCCUUCGAGAGCCCGAGGACGUGUUAACAUACGUACUAACAUCAGAGCACUUGAUUUGGAUGUUUCAGGCACGGCAAAUGCGCUAACAAUGGCUCCUAAAGAGCCAACUACUGCGAGAACCAACGAUAUAAGAAAUCCUAGAAAAUUGAGAUAUAGGACGCGACCAUUAGAAACCGAUUCAAACUUAACAGGGGAAGGAAUUAUAUCAUAUGAAGUCAAAUCUAGUCAAACUAGAGAAAACGUUACUAGUCAACCCGAAAUGAAGUUGUUUACACCAUCGACAUCAACAACUGAAAAAAGUAUAAGACAAAAUAUAGAAAAAACAACUGUGAAGACAAGUACUACUAGAGCCACGAAAGUUGUUAAACGUCCAAUUUCCCGAGCCAAAGCAAAAGGAACUGUUACAGUGGCAAAAUCAAAAGUAUCUGAUGAAAUAGGUGAGGAUGAUAACUAUCCUCCAAAUUUUAAAGCGUUGAUUCAAGCUAAGAAUGCAUCGACACAAGCGAGCUCUCCAUCCAGCGAGAGUUUGUCAGUGAAAGCAUCACAAAAAGUAUUUAAAACUCACCCUACUUCUUCACAAUUAAUUAUCACAGCUCCUGAUACAGAAAAGCAUUCACGGCUACGCAAUAAAAAUAAGGUAGAAGAUGAAAACGAGGUUAAAAGUGAAAUUACACAAGUUGAAACAUCUACAGAUGCACCUGCAAAAGCUAAGUCUGUAGAAUAUAGACUAAGAGGAUCGUACACACCAAGAAAUAAAAAGUAUAGUACUUUUUCAACUUCUACUAGUUCUUCAAGAAGCUUUAGUCCAGUACCGCAAAGCAGUUACAAAUUCAAUAGAAAGACAACAACAACCGAAGUUCCUAAGACAGGUAACUUGCAAAAGAAUAACCGUCCUGAAAAUAAUUUGUUUAAUAAACCAGUAGUACGGUCUUCUUUAUUCCCUAGAAGAAACUCAACACGAAACUUGAAUGUAACAACAAAAGGUCUUAACAGUAUUGUUCCCAACAGAAACACGAAUGAAAAAUCUGCUAAUAUUUAUAAAUCAAAGCAAACUUUGCCCAGAACUUCCUAUUAUUCUAGAUUAAGAAGUAACGUCGCCAGUUCAACGUUAUCAACUGUAUCCAGCAUACAAGAAGUGACAGAAGCAAUGGCAGUAGCUGACAAAAAAUCUGAAAAUACUGCAGAUACUCCUAUAAUUUUCACAUUCACAAAUAAUCCUACUAAACCCUCAGAAAAUAUAGAUAGAGAAACCAAUGAAAGCAAAAAAUUUAUAAUAACUGUUAAUAGUAAAGAAUCAUUAGAAAACGGCACCGAUAACGAGGUUAUGAAGAACUCUGAGGCAAGUCAACAUAAACCCGUCAUAAAUGUGAUUAGUACUACUCAAAAGUAUCAUGCAACUUAUAAAGAGACAAAUAACGAUGCUGCUUUGGAAGAAAGAGAAGAAAAUACAGCUACAGUUCCUCCUAUAAGAAAUAUUCAAACAAGAAAAUAUAGCCGAAAAUUACUUAAACAUAGAGAUUCCACGACUCCUAGAUCCAAAGAGCGCAACUUAAAAAAAUACAGCGAAACUUUCUCUAAAACUACAGAGGCUUCAUCUAACGGCAUACAAGCAGAACAUGAAAAAAGUAAAAAUAAAUUUAGCUCUAAAUAUCGUGCAUCAUACCUCGAUAAACCGUUUUACAAACCCACUGUACCCACAGUCACUCCAUCUACUGUAGAGGGAGAAGAAACACAAUUAGGGCCAGACAUGAACAUAAUCUCUUUUUCUAAGACUGCAAGCCCACCUAUGUCAGCUGACCUUAGACUUUCCGAGAACCUGGAUAAACCGUUACAAGUCAUGAAUGUUGAGGCAUCGAAUCAUUCACCUUCAGUCACAGUAUCGAUUUUUGAUGCCCUAGCUGAUAUACUUACAUCCACACCUAAACCACGUAUUUCCUCUACAACAACAGCACCGCAAAAUCAAAAUAUUAAUAGCGAAGUUAAACUGACUCUCAACGGCGUGAGUAGCAAUAUUAAUGUAAAUAGUGUCAAAGGCUUAAAAAGCCAAGACACCGCCACUUCAACAGUUGUUGUAAACACCAUUGCUAAUUCUGUACAAACUGAACAGACUACACCAAAUGUGUUUAACCGUGUGUCGGUUGGGGGAACUACUACACCGUCACAAAUUAAUGAAAAAGAAAAUAUUUCUUCUGUGAAUACACUCACGACACUUCCUUUUCCCACUCCUUUUUCCACUACUCCUUUUACUGCAAGGAGACCAUUCGCUAUAAGAGUGCUGUAUGCAGAUACUGAUCCAACUACAGACAGAACGACUGCUAUUGUUACUUCAACUCUGCCAUCAACUGACCGCCCAACAACGGUAUAUAACAAAGUGUCCGAUCUUAUUUUAUCUAAUAAUAAACUAGUUUCUUCCGGUCUAACAAGCAUGCUUUCCGAUAAUAUAAAAAGCAUUAUACAAAAUAUGGACGAUGAUAGUAAAGCUAGACUUUCCGUGGACAUGGUAAAAUUACUUGACACAAUUAUUCCUAAAUUAUCAAGCCGAAGUAGGAGCCUCCAAGAUGACAUAGACUCUAUUCCUAAUACGACACCUUACAGUUUGGAGGAUAUUAAAGAUACAGAAAAUAUUAAAAUAAAUAUUAACGACAAUUCAAAUUUCAUGAAUCAGAAUAUCCUCCAAAGUGAUGCAACUUAUAAUAUUGUAAAUAGCACGGUAGCAAAUAGCAUUCAACUAGUACCUACUACAGUAACAACGCCUGCUGUAAAUGGCUUUUCUUCACUUGAAAACUCGGUAGAGUUAUCUGCGGCUAAUAUACAGUCAACGUCUAUUGAAUCAGCACAAAAUGUAGAUUUAUUUCCUACUACAACAUUGCCUACCACUGUUUUAUCUUCUGGUACGUCAGACAUAGGAGUUGUUACUGUAAAUACUGAUAGAAAUCCGAGUUUGAGUGUGAAUGAAGUUACUAACAAACCUGAUCCAGUACCUUUCCUGACGAAUUUUGAACUAAAUGAUUUCGAAUCUGACAUCUCAGGGAGGUUAAACUUAAAUUUAACCAAUACGUCUUCCUCAAAAUCUUUGCAACUAGAAGAAUUAGAAAAUUUAGAGAAUAUACAAGAUCCAAGUCAACUAUCGCGGCUUCAGUUAUGGAUAUUAUCAAAAAAAUCUAGAGUAUUAAAAAUGAUUGAAGAGCUUAUACGUAAUCAUAACGAAGAGAUUGCAAAUGCUUCAUUGACGGAAUUAAUAAGUGAUUCAAAUCAAAACAACGUUUCAUUAUCCAACCGUUUGACUGAAAUUGUUAAUACUAUGAGACCAGAAGUAACAACAAGUUUUCCUGACAAUAAUAACGAUAACGUACCUUCUACCGUUACAAAUACAGUAAUGACGACGACUUUUUCCUCAAUCCCAACCCUAUCUUCCUUGCAAAGUACCAUAGAUACAACUACAGCUGUAUCAACAUCUGAGGCAGAAAUUAUAUUGACAACGAUGGCAUUACCAACUCAGACUGCUUUACCUAAUUUAAUACAAAAUGAAACAAUGGCUACUGACAUAGCUGAUGCUUUCACUACUACCACAUCCAUGGCUAUUACUGAGUUAACCACAGUAGAAGGCACCUUUAGAAGUUUGUCAAUAGAAGAUACCACAAACAAUUUUGAAACAAUACAAACAACUACAACGAGUAUGCCGGAAACAACUACAUCUGAAAUAGAACCUAUAACAGAUACAAGUGUUGAUAAUGAAAACAGUUUAGAAACCACAAACACAUCAGGUAUUGAAACCACUACAGUAGCACUUUCAAGUUUGACAAAUUUGAACGGUGUAUAUAAUGUAAGCAAUCAACUCAACGUCGAUACUCCAUCUAUUCCGAAAAAAGAUUAUGUAAUUUUUGGAAUACUACCUAACAAUACAGUGGUACGUAAAGAUCCUAACGAUGACGCACUGGAAACAUUAACUGAAGCGAGCCCAUAUAUCAUUUACGGCGUACUACCAAAUAACACAGUAAUACGCAAAUUCCCUAAUGGAACUAGAGUACCACGAAUCAUGCAAAAAAUUGACAUACUACCAAUCAGUCCAUGGAGUUUAAGAAAUCCAUACAGCCCCAUCCAUAACAUUCCGGCCAUUGUCAGACCGCGGUCUAACCUUAUCCGAGUAUCCACUAAUACUGUGACCUCCACAGACACCUCAAAUAACGGAUUGGAAAUAAAAUUAACCACCGACACUGUAAAUAACCUACAAAAUACGAUUUCUUCAUCGGCACUUAAUAUAAAAGAUAGCAGUUCAUUGGGUAUAAUUACCUCCACAAAUAAGCCGCCUGCUGAAAUAAGCACUGCCUCGCAUGUUUUGAGUUUACGCACAACUACAAUGCUACCUUCUGUCGAUGAGAUUCUGCUUAACAGCAUAUCUUCGGCAACUAAAGAGGAGAUGGUCAUAUCCUCAAUGACAAGUUCUACUAGUGUACCAAGAAUAUUAACACUGGAUAUCGAUCCGGAGACAAAACAAAUCCGCACAGAAAAGCCUGAUGGUGGAAAUGGAAAUACAGUUUUCAAAUUUAUACCUAUAGAUGAAGUCACUGUAUCUUCUCAAGAAUCAAAUGUGUUAAAAUUAGCUUCUACCAAAAUGCCUAAAUUAACUACAUCUGAUGAUAUGCAAACAAGUACAACAACUUUACCUACAGAAGUGAAAACACAAACACAACAAAGACAGAAUUAUGUUAAUAUUAAUGAUUUUACUGCAAUGAAACAAAAUAACCUGGUGCCUGAAAUUCCAGUUCAAAUAACUAGUGGCAACGCAAAAACUUCUGUUGCUGCUGAAAAUUCUUUUACACCAACUACAAUAAGGACUACAUUUUCGCCAGAUGCAACAGAAUCCACUAAGGAUUCAAUGAGCACAAGUGAAAGUUCAGUUACUUUAACAACACCUUUUUCGUGGCUACCAAUGACCACUGCUAUUCCAACCGUGUCUUUGCCAGCAGUUACAACUAUGAUACCCACAACAGGAGAAUUCGUAUCUACGAACAUGCAGACCAAAACAACUGUAACUUCAGCUGCGAUCCAAAGAGAUGCAGUGCUGUUACAAUCUAUACUAGAACAACUUGAUCGUAGGCCAAAAAAUUUAAAUACUUUUAGCGGUGCAAAUCAAUCUUCACAAGGAAAUCUAUCAACAGAUAAUUCUAAAUUAUUGCAAGCCAUUUUAUUAGGUGCAACAAAUACUGAAAUUAAGCAAACACAAAGCACUACAACAAGAUCGAUUGAAGAUGAUAUUCGGCAAUUCGAAGAAGACUCAAGACUCUUAAGAGCUCUUUUGAUAGCCACUGGGCGUAAUCCCGCUGAUCUUAAUUUACCAACUUUGGAUAACAUAAAAGCAGUUGAUUCAACACCUGCGUCUACUAUAAAACCAACAACCACUACUCAAGCACCCACAACAACUACAACAACAACGACCACUACUACUACUACUUCGACUACUACACAGGUGCCAAUAACAACAAAGGCGGCUACUACUACAACAAUGGCUGCAUUAACAUUAUCACCAACUACAGUUCAAUCAGCCUCACUCAAUGACGAUUUAAGAAGAUUACAAGAAGAUACAAAACUACUACAAGCUUUAUUACAAGCUACUAAUAAACAGAAUACUGUUAAUUUACCAAUAAUAUCGGGAAUUACUUCUAAUGUUAGGUUUGCAUCAAAUCCAUUAACAACGACUUUAGGAUCAAAUCCAACAACUCCUGUUGAUGUUCGCCCUGUGUAUACAACUCGCCCAUUGUCAGAAUUUACAAAUAGUCCUGGAUCUGUCACAGUUUCUACGUUACAGCCACAGCAGUCAAGUACUGAAGAAAUCGGAAUAUCUACUACAUUCCGACCUUUUAACCAGAGAGCAUCCACUACGCAACGUAGUGUAGGUGGUUCAAGCACGACGCGACGCGCUCAGCCAACAAGAGUCACUGUGACAACCGAGAUACCUAGUACGUCUACGUUUUCAGACGAAGAAGAUUUGCUUUUCUUACAAAAUUUGAAAUCUGUGUUAAGCUCACAAAACGGUGACGUAGAUCCUGAAACAGCGCUUGCUAAUCGAGUCAUAGCACUUGCGGUUGAAAGAAGUUUAAACGAGAUACAAGGUGAAACGUCUGAAACUUCUACAACUGGAAGACCAACUACUACUACUAGGCCAACAACAACGAGACCUACAACAACUAGGCCUACAACAACUAGACCUACAACAACCAGAAGAACGACUACUACACAGCGAACGACUACGACUCCGCAAAUACCUCCUUCAUUAGAAGCAGAUAUCAAACAAUUCGAAGAAGACACUAAACUAUUGCAGGCAUUAUUGAAGGCAACUGGACAAGAUCCAUCCAAAUUUAAUAUUCCAGCUCUUCCGAAUACUAUUAAGGUGGUGCCCACUAUUGUAACCUCCAAUAAUGCUAUUACAACAACGAGUAAGCCAUAUGGAGCAAAAAUAGCUGUGAAAGAUGAUCUCAAAAAUGAGCAAGAUGAUGCCAAGUUACUUCAAACAUUAAUUAAGCUGCAAGACGCACAAGAAACUACUACGCAAAAAGGGAAAAUUGCUCUCACAGGUCAAACAAGUGAUGAAGCAUUAAAGAAGUUAAUAAAUGCUCAACCAGCUGGAAUGGUACCCGAAGCAACAAAAUCAUCAAUUUCGUUGAGUACUGAGUACGGAAAUAGCAAUGAUGCUUUGUUGGCGGCGCUGCUGAAAGAGCAAGGAUUCGGACCAACAACGGCAAAUUCUUUGGAUGAACAACUUCGACUCUCGGCUUUACUGAACCAAGUGGUAGUGACACCGAAGGCUAGACGCACAACGACAACACCGCCACCUCCAGUGCCUCGGAGACCAAUUUUAGAUGGCCUCGCAUGGCUAUGGCAGCAAUGGAGAGAGACCGCUCCUGGUUCUGGUGAACCAAGACCUAACAGAAGGCCUGCACCUUCAGCCAGACCUUCGGUUACGCCUUCGGAAGCAACAAGUUCUAGAGUCAAUUGGUUUGGCUCUGGGCCUUUCGUUGGCAACGCAGACGAAAGGCCAUCAUCAAACAGAAUACCUUUGGAGCCACCAAGUUCAGUGACUUCGGAUGGAGGGCCUGGUAGAGGACAGCUUGUGUCAGCAGCUAUUAAUAUGACGAGGGCAUUGUCACAGUUCCUAGGAGCUGCUAUACAGGGAGCAGCACAGACGGUACAGAGCGUCAUUCGCGCGGGUCAGAGGGCAGCCACAGACGCUUACACGAAUGGAUCUGGGUAA